Trachemys scripta elegans is the source of this 2179-nucleotide messenger RNA. RefSeq names its product cell adhesion molecule 3 (gene CADM3). Gene Ontology annotation, cellular component: presynaptic membrane. The record is from RefSeq and is a predicted model, not a curated record. The coding region runs from base 20 to 1891 and encodes 623 amino acids. Gene Ontology annotation, biological process: homophilic cell-cell adhesion. NCBI's taxonomy places the organism in Eukaryota, Metazoa, Chordata, Testudines, Emydidae. The transcript is spliced from 12 exons.
AACCUCUCCCCCCACCCCCAUGAGUGAGUUUCGGACUAUGCCCAGGACUACGGACUUCAAACUCUGCAUCUCCUGCCCGUACUCCUUUUUGGACAACGACAAACACCAACACUGCUUCUACUGCUUAGGGGAAAGCUCACAUCACGUCCAGGUGCAGUAUUUGCCAGUCUUUCCCCAGCCACACUCAAGAACGCCGGGCUCUCUGUCUCCAGAAACACCUCAUAGAGCUUGCCAUGAGGCCUCAUUCGGACCCAGGCCAGGGAACCCUCCCGCCCCGAUACAUCGGCCUAAAUCAGCAAGGAGUACUACGUCCGAAUCCUGUGUGUGUGGAACCACCCCCACGGACUUCAUGGUGGGGACUAGUUGGGAGAACAAGACAAACAGACACGAGAGGAGAGAAAAGAUCAGCAAAGAGAAAAUGCUGCUUCUGUCUCUGGUGCUGAUUCUCACUUGCAAUCUUACUGCUGCAGAAACACAGGCCCAGCAGAGGUCUCAUCAGCUGCUACAAGACCUGGCAAACUUGUACCAGCAUCGAGCUUUUCAGGGCACACCAGCUGGAGAGACAAUCCCUGCUGGCCUGACAAGCAAAGCAACAGAGGAGCUUGCAGAAAUUUAUCAGGGAGCAAGCACAAGUGCAGCAGCAGUUGCUUCAGACACUGAGAGCCAGCCCACAACAUCCGAUGAGACGGUGGUGGCAGGUGGCACCGUGGUGCUGAAGUGCAAGGUGGAGGAUCCCGACGACUCCUCGCUGCAGUGGUCCAACCCAGCCCAGCAGACGCUGUACUUUGGGGAGAAACGAGCGCUCCGGGAUAACAGGAUCCAGCUGGUGAAGUCCACACCCAAGGAGCUGGCCAUCAGCAUCAGCAACGUGGUGCUGGCAGAUGAGGGCGAGUAUACCUGCUCCAUCUUCACCAUGCCUGUGCGGACGGCCAAGGCCCUCGUCACCGUGCUGGGAAUCCCCCAGAACCCUCAAAUCUUUGGCUACGAGCUGCCCAUCCGAGAGACAGAGACGGCCCAGCUGACGUGUAGAUCCUCUGGCAGCAAGCCAGCUGCCCAGCUCCGCUGGAAGAAAGGCAACAAGGAGCUGCAGGGUGGGGCCCCCGAGGUGAUGGAAGAUUCCAAUGGGAAAACCUUCACCGUCACCAGCCAUGUUGAGUUCACCGUCACCAAAGAAGACAACGACGUGGAGGUGACCUGCACAGUGGAUCAUGAGUCCCUGCAGAACUCAGAGAGAUCCACCAGCCAGAAACUGCAAGUCCACUUUAAGCCAACGGCAACGAUCGAGCCGGACCCCCCCUACCCCCGGGAGGGCGAGGAGCUGCGGCUGCAGUGUGAAGCCCAGGGCAAUCCGAUCCCCCAGGAGUUCCUGUGGACGAAGGAGGGCAGUGAUGUCCCCCUGAAUCUAAACACCAACCGAGUCCUCACCCUCCCCUUCCUCAACAAGAGCGACAGCGGCACUUACAUCUGCAUGGCCACCAGCACCAUGGGCAGCGUCGUAGUGAGGUACAACCUGGACAUCAAUGAUUUUUCCCAGCUCCCCACCCCACAUGUUCACUCCACUCCAGCCCCUUCGUCAGGCCCUUCCCAGUUCACCACUCAUGUUACCAUGGCUACUGCUUCAUCCUUCACUCCAGUUGCUGUCCAAGACGCCAGCCCGAUGUCUUCCUCCUCUGGCACAUACCAUGCUGUGAUUGGUGGAGUGGUCGCAGUCAUCGUCUUUCUGCUGCUCAGCCUGCUCAUCGUCCUGGCACACUACCUAAUCAGGCACAAAGGUACCUACCUGACUCACGAGGCCAAGGGAUCAGACGAUGCCCCGGAUGCUGACACUGCCAUCAUCAAUGCGGAGGGAGGCCAGGCCAGCGGCGAUGACAAAAAGGAAUAUUUCAUCUAGGGGUGCAGAGUGGAGAAAAGAGAAAUGGAGCCAACAAACCCAGAUGGAAAUGGAAACCGGACCACAAACCCCACUCAACCCAACAGAUUUUCUCUCGUGCCCUGGAUGGAUGGACGAACAGAGGGAUGGCGGGACAGAGACCAGAGAGUGACCGGCUUGACUCAUGAUGCUUCUUCUCGAACUUGUAUAAAACGUUAUUACUAAAAACAUUGAAAGCCCCACCCCCGUUCGCUUGCUUGUACCUUCAUACCCGCGACCGACACUCGCACUAAACACACAGACAAGCCA